Molecule: messenger RNA, 4385 nt
Organism: Salarias fasciatus (jewelled blenny)
Lineage: Eukaryota; Metazoa; Chordata; Actinopteri; Blenniiformes; Blenniidae
Gene: cnot4a
Product: CCR4-NOT transcription complex, subunit 4a
Exons: 13
Coding region: 323-2728 (801 amino acids)
Biological process (GO): protein ubiquitination
Cellular component (GO): CCR4-NOT complex
Molecular function (GO): RNA binding; ubiquitin-protein transferase activity; metal ion binding
Source: RefSeq, a predicted model, not a curated record
GACUCACCGGCUGUGAAUACUUGCCUCGUUCCCUCCUCCCUACUAUAAUGCUAGCUAAGAUGGUGGUUUGAGCGUAAAUUGUCUCCACAAUACCAAGGAAAGAAAGGGGCAAAACAUCUCUACAGCCUUUUAGUUACACUAGAACAGCACAGCUACUGUUAUCUUAGGCAGCCGUUUAUAGAAAUUUUGACAUUUUAGAUACGUUGGCUCGCAGUCCCCGCCCAAUUUGGAGUGACUCCCUUGGAGUGGAAUCCUAAGCUAAAUACGGACAGGCCCUGUGCUCUGUGACCAGCUUCAGUGCUCACCCUUGCUGCGCCAUAGGAUGUCCCAUAGCCCUGAAAUGAAGGACGACCCCAUGGAGUGCCCUCUGUGCAUGGAACCACUGGAGAUUGAUGACGUCAAUUUCUUCCCCUGCACUUGUGGCUACCAGAUCUGCCGCUUUUGUUGGCACCGCAUCCGCACAGAUGAGAAUGGCCUCUGUCCCGCCUGCAGAAAGCCGUACCCAGAGGACCCUGCUGUGUACAAGCCCCUGUCACAGGAGGAGAUUCAAAGGAUAAAGAACGAAAAGAAGCAGAAACAGAACGAGAAGAAGCAGAAGGUGACAGAAAACCGUAAGCAUCUGGCCAGCGUCAGAGUGGUCCAGAGAAACCUGGUGUUUGUGGUGGGGCUCUCGCAGCGACUCGCCGACCCGGAGGUCCUAAAACGACCAGAGUAUUUUGGGAGGUUUGGGAAAAUCCAUAAAGUGGUCAUCAACAACAGCACAUCUUACGCAGGUUCACAGGGGCCAAGUGCCAGCGCUUACGUCACUUACAUCCGCUCUGAAGACGCUCUGAGAGCAAUACAGUGUGUGAACAAUGUGGUUGUUGAUGGCAGAACACUCAAGGCUUCUUUAGGCACAACAAAGUACUGCAGUUACUUCCUCAAAAGUAUGCAGUGUCCCAAACCCGAUUGUAUGUAUCUACAUGAGUUGGGUGAUGAAGCCGCUAGCUUUACUAAAGAGGAGAUGCAGGCGGGAAAGCAUCAAGAGUAUGAGCAGAAACUCCUCCAAGACCUCUAUAAAAUAAACCCUAGCUUUCUACAACCUCCAGCAUGUGGAACAGAGAAGUCAAAGAGUAAAUCCAACUCCACACAGAGAACCAACAGUAGUAAUGGUAAAGAUGGGUGGCCGACGCUGUCAGGGCAUAGCAAACUGGCUAACGGGCUUUCAGAAGACCGCAAGUCCCCUCCACUACUCGACUAUCUAGACCAAGAAGUUAACGCUUCAGAUGGGCUAGAAACAGAGCUGGGUCCUGGCCAGUGUACUGCCUUGUCCCCCUUCUCCUCUAACUGUGACAGUAACAGUCCCAGUGACAAACCUUCAGAGACAAUGGCCAUGGUAAACGGAGAGGCUUUGCAACAGAUGCCCACCAGUGACUCCCCCUCCCCUCCCCCGGGUCUAACCAAGCCCAGUCUGGUGGUGCCCAUCAGCAUGUCAGACCUCACAGCCCGCUCGCCUUUCGAGGGCGCCGCAGCAGAAUCCCAGUCCCUCUUUUCAGACAACAGUAACUUCAGACAUCCUAACCCCCUCCCCGCCGGCCUGCCCCCCUUCCCCAGCUCCCCCCGAGGCAGUUCAGACUGGCCCAUGACACCCGAACCACAGAGCCUCUUCACAUCAGACACAAUACCGGUGUCUUCCUCCACAGACUGGCAGGCGGCCUUCGGGUUCGGCUCAUCCAGCAAACAGCAGGAUGACGACCUGGGCUUCGACCCCUUCGACGUCACCCGCAAGGCCCUGGCCGACCUUAUAGAGAAAGAGCUGUCAGUGCAGGACCCGAGCCCCUCGUCCCCGGGCCCCCUCCCUCAGGGGAGCAGCCACGGUCCCGGCCUGCCCCCCUCCAAUCCCGGCGCCUCGCACCACUUCCCCAGCGGCCUGCCACGCCUCCCCCAGCUCCACCACAGAGCCAUCUACAGCUCCUUCAGUUUCCCCGGCAGCCACAACAGCCAGGCCAGUCAGCAGCAGCAGCAGCAGCAGCCGCCGGCCGCCAGACACCCCUGGAUGGGCGUCCCAACACGGAACAACCUCACACACUUGAACCACUCAGCCAGUGCUGCCUCACACAGUAAUAUCCUGGACCUGAAUCUGCCCCCUCAGCACAGCACAGGGCUGGGCGGGAUCCCCAUCUCAGAAAACAGUGGCUCUAUAGACGGCUUAAAUGUGAAAGAGUGGCAAGACGGCCUGAGAGCUCUCCUGCCCAACAUCAAUAUCAACUUCGGAGGCCUCCCAAACUCCUCUUCCUCUUCAUCCUCCUCAUCCUCCAACAGUGUUAACCACAUCGGUGGGCCGGCGGGGCCGACGGGCAUGACACACAGCCUGAGCUGGGACGGCACAGCCAGCUGGAUGGAUCCUGCUAUCAUCACAGGCAUCCCGGCCUCGGCAGGCAGCAGUUUAGACUGUCUCCAGGACGACAACCCACCACACUGGCUCAAGUCCCUGCAGGCGCUCACAGAGAUGGACGGUCCUGCCAGCUCCGCGGUGCCCACCCCCCAGCCUCUCCACAGCGGCCUCCUCGACGCCCACCUCCCCCUCCACCACAGAGCCACCAGCGACUGGGCUCCCUACCUGCCCCCUCCCACAGCCAACCCCGCCAGCCACUUCCACUCCCCGCCCCCCGGCUUCCAGACCGCCUUCAGACCCCCGGGACAGCCCACUACAGAGCUGCUACAGAGUGCCGCCGUGGACCGCCACUGAACACAGACUACAGCAGACACCCAUCCACCCUCCCCAACCCCCCCUCCACCACCGCCACCAUCACUUUAUACCCACUCAUCCUGCCCCCACCCGCCCCCCUCCCCCCGCCCCCUUAUCGCAAUACACACCAAUCUGCAGAGUAUGAAAAAUUAACAAAGUAACAGACAUGCUUUCUUCUUUUUCUCUUCCUCCUUCCUUUUCGUCUCCUCUCGAAGGCCUGUUUGUUUUUGUUUUCGUUUGUGGCACACGCGUCGUCAGAACCCUUCUGUCUGCUGCCAUCACCACUCCUCUAGACCUAGUUCUGGGCAUAUCGUGCGAGGUUCAUCGUGUAGCUUACUGUCUAACGGAGAGCACAAGACUCAGUAUAGCAUCGAGCGCCCAGCGGUGACACAAGAGUUAACUCCACAAACUGGCAAAGAAACAAAUUAGCUGAAGUGAGGUCUCUUUUUUUAAAACAAAAAAAAAUACAAGUAACUAAUGAUUAAGCAUGAGCAACAUUUGUGUUUUUGAAAGUGAAAGUCAUGAUUAGUUUUUUUUUUUUUCCGAGGAUUGAAAGCAAGCUGUGAAUCUGCUCUUUGAAGCUUUGCCCCAAAGACCCUCAUCCCCCCCACUCUUAACAGAAGACUGUGAAACGGUUAACCCUUACAGCUGAGCGCGAAGAGAGAGAGAGAGAGAGGAGAGGGGUUGGCACCUGGCGUUUUCCGGAGUGGGCUUAAAGGAAAACAAAAUUCUUUUUAACAAAACAAACAAACAAAAAAAAAAGUCGAUAAUCGUACUGAAAAGCAAGCUGAGAUUUGACUGGCGGAGACGGAGUGCAGACGACACCGGGGGAGUUGAGGGCACAGGCUAUGCAUGGGCUCCCUGUCAGGUAGGGACACAGAUGGCCCGCUUCAAGAGGCCACUUGGCUCACCUUCUCUCCAGUGCGGGGGCCCUCGCCGGGGGCGCCCCGUCCCGCCGGAGGGAAAAGAUUUUCGCUGAACCUCUGUAUCAGAGGAAUAGAGCACAGCCUCGCCGCAGGGAGCCAGGGCUUUGGGAGAUCGUGGCACACAUCCUGAGCACUAGGGUUAGACUCUUACUCACAGUGCCACUGUGUGGUACCUACAAUAGCUAGCCCUAACAUGGACGGCCACCACAUAGGUAGGACGACGACUAAACGGAGGAGGCUACUAACGAGGGUAGUUAAAAAGGGUGAACAGGUCCCACGAGGGCUUGAACGAGGCCUUAACACGGACAGACGAGAGAAAGGAGCUGCAGCGAGUGGGAGGGGAGCGUCAGCGACUGCUGAAAAAUAUGCAACGUUGUAUGUGACUUCGGCAACCGUACGUGAGCGCGCGUCACACGAGGAAAGGUGCUGUAAGACGAACUGAAGUACUGUAGUAGUGAUUUUAAGGAGCUCUCAGCCAUUAGGAUUCGAGAUCGACCUCUCCGACCACCGCCUUUUUUUUUUUGUUUGUUUUUUUCUUUUUGAAGUCUUAAUUCUGAUCUGUGUUCGCUCGGUCUCUUUCUCUCUCUCUUACCCCUCCCCUCCCACCCCACCCUCCCCUUCCCCUCCCCCUCCUGCUGUUCCCUAUGUAACAGUAUUCACAAAAAUGAACAAAGUCAUCCAGGAGAAGCCAACACAGAGUCAUACAGUGGGUUUUAACACAAUGUUACGAG